CUACAUGCUUUCUUCUCCUCUCUCGAAGCGCAUUGGACGGCUGACAGUGCGUAAGCUCCACUGAAACUGCAGCCUAUUGCCUGUCUACGUAAACAUCGAGGGGCGAAGGCUUGAAACUGGACUUUCGCCUAAUAGCCUAUUUGAGCCACUUGGUGCUAAAGUGUAAUUAGAAGCGACAGCUGCAACAUUUGGCUCCGGGAUCAGAGCUCUGCGCGCGCUGCUGUGACUGCUGCGUGGCUGCUGGAGUUGCGCUCAGGACUUGCCUUGGUGUGGAUAUACGCUGACCUAUGUUGCAAUUUGAAUUUCUUUACUUAGAUUAUACCAUGCAUGACGCCAGACGGGAACUGCUUCUAUUCGUCCCCAAGUGUCGGACUUUACGCACUGCAUAGUAGCCAACUUCAGGUGCCUGGUAAUGCGAGGGAUACAGAGCAGAUAAACUGACCAACUGAGAACAUUUUUUGGAGAACAUUGUUUUGGAGCUUACUGAGAAGCAUUUGGAAGAUGUAUCACAAUAGAUGUUCCACCUUGGGUUUAAGCAUUCUAUCAGGCGUCUAAGCAUCUUCCUCUUCCAAAAAUGCUUCAAAGAGUGAUGCAAAGCUGCGCGCAAGUUCAUUCUCUUCAGUUCUUGGAAAUUUCAGACUAAAACAAGUAGACAAGACACAAGUGAAGAGGCUUUUAGAUUUGUUUUUCACACGCGCUGUGCCCUUUUAGCAUUUCCAAAUGACUGGAUGAGGCAAUGACAAUUUCACCACAAAAGAUGCUUUUUCAUGUUUUACUAACGAUACUGCAAGUAGGAUUUUUUUCUUCGAAUUAAGCCAUUUCGGCUUCCAUAUAAUUUAUAAUUUUUGUGGGGAUUCUUCUUUGCCUAAUGACUCAAAGAAACAUGUUGCAUAUCCUUGCGCUUCAGUCGGCGGUGUUACUUUUUGGAGUAGCCGACUGUCGAGUCUUAGAGGGAUUGCAGAGAUAUUCCUCCAUCCCCACAUACCUGCCUGUCAACUACCAGGUGCUCAACGCUGACUUGGCAUUCUUCCUGAAGGAAGCCAACCAGGACUUCAUGAGGAACUCAAGCCUGAUGUCGCGGACUGAGCCCUUCUUUAUCUACCAGGCCAGGAGUUUGCCCUCAAUGAACACUAGCUAUGGGCCUCUCUCUGUGGAGCAGCCUGUCCCUUUAGAGCUCCUGCAGAGCCCGGGGACGUUUCCUGCCUCUUCUGUUUUUACCUUCAACUGGAAGGUGCAGACCUUUAUCAUGAAUACCAGGAUUCACUUGGCCAAGCCCAAAGUCCAGGUGCUGUUUUAUGUCGCAGGCAGAAACUGGGACGACUACAGCGCCAUCGACAAGCUGCCCUGCGUGCACAUGUUUGCUUUCCAUGAGACCCAGGAGGUGCGUGGCACUUGCCAGCUGAAGGGUGGGCAGGGGCUGUGCGUGGCUGAGCUGGAGCCCUUGGCCAGCUGGUUCAGCCCACCCAGCGUAGUGCCGGGACGCCAGAGGAACCUCGAAGUGUCCGAGGGCACGCCAGUGGAGCUCUACUACAUGCUGCAGUCCACAGAAGCAGGGGAGUGUCACUCAGAGGAGGCCAGGAAGGACAACUUCAUCCGCUCAAGCCAGGAAGGGCUGUUUGGUUCCUACACCUCCACACCGCUGAGGAGGAUCGGCGGCGUCAGGCUCUACCAGAACCCCACUCCGCCACCCCUCGCUGAACACAGGCUGGAUAAUAACUUUAUGGUCAUGGUGCCAGCCACACCCAUGAGACAGAGGGAAACCAUCUCUGCUUUCAUCACUGUGUCAGCUUACUCUCCUGUGGAUAUGUUUACUCUCAGAGUGAAGUUGAAAGAAGGAGUGACUUUUCUUGGGGCGCGUCCCAGCAAUCCCACUCAGUGGAUAGUUAGUCAGGAUGUGCGCAGCGAAGGCCACCGAGUCGUGACUCUCCACUGCCGCAGGAAGGAGUCCGGCUACGAUCAGCAAAGGUCUGAGAUGGGAGUUCAGAGGGUUCUCCAGGUGGAUCUGAAAAUGGAAAGCUUUCCGGAACCGCUGGGUAGCCGCUGGAUGGCCUGGCAGGUGGAGUACCCGGCCAGUCGUGCCGCCACACAAGAGGCUGAGACGGAGAUCCAACUGGCACAGGAGGACCUAGCGGGCAUCGUGCCGCUGGCCAUGGACUCUGAGAUUUUGAACACCGCCGUGCUGACUGGGAAGACAGUGGCUGUCCCAGUAAAGGUAGUGACCAUUGGAAUAGAUGCCUCCGUCACUGAUGUCUCCGAAGCAGUCAAGUGUCGCUCGACAGACGAAGAUGUGGUCAAGGUGUCAGAGAGGUGCGACUAUGUUUUCGUGAAUGGCAAGGAGAUGAAGGGCAAGGUGAAGAUGAUGGUGAACUUCACCUACGGGUACCUGGGCGCACAACUGGAGCUCAACGUGUGGAUCCCCCGACUCCCCCUCCAGAUUGAGGUGUCAGACACGGAGCUGAGCCAGAUCAAAGGGUGGAGGGUACCCAUCAUGGCCACCAGUCAGAGGUCCACACGGGACAGCGAGGACGAGGAUGAUGAAGACAGACGAGGACGAAGCUGCACCCUGCAGUACCAGCAUGCCAUUGUCAGAGUCCUGACCCAUUUUGUAGCUGAGUCAGCUGAUCCUCGAGGCCAGACCAGCUUCAUGCUGGGCACUGAUUGGCAGGUGGACAUCACAGAGCUGGUGUGGGACUUCCUGAAGGUAGAGGACCCCCAGAUUGCACGGCUCCUGGACAGGAAGAUACUGGUGGGACUUGACAUGGGGAUGACCACUAUCCAGGUGUUGUCUCCUUUGUCAGACUCAAUCCUGGCAGAGAAGACUAUCACAGUGGUGGAUGACAAAGUGACCAUCACAGAGUUGGGGGUCCAGCUGGUGACGGGCCUCUCUAUGAGCCUGCAGCUCAGUCCCGGAAGCAACAGAGCCAUCCUGGCUACCACCACCACGCAGGAGAUUCUGCAGAGCCCCAAGCAGGAGGCCUUGAUCAGCGCCUGGCUACAGUUCAGCGACGGCUCUGUGGCUCCUCUAGACCUGUAUAAUCCCGACUUUUUUGUCCUGACGGCCACCUCCCUAGAUGAGGAAAUAGUAACAGUGCAGCAGAACCCCUCGUGGAAAUGGCCUGUCAUUGUGACGGAGGCAGAGGGCCAAGGCCUGCUGGUCAGGGUGGAAAUGACUGUUUGCGAGGUCUGCCAGAAGUUCAAGCGCCGCAGCAUCCUGGCGGCGGGGAACUGUAACGUCAGGGUGAAGUUUGGUCACAGUGACAGCUCAAGGGGAGGGAUCAGCGACUACGGCCCUGAGGGAGACGAUAUGGAGAACAAAGGCAGGCUCUCCCCAUCCCAGGACAAGACCGGCCCAGACACCCACUACUAUGGCAGCUCCAUCUCUGACAUGGAGGAUGGGGUGUUAAGGAGAGCCACCACCACUAGAAGCGCAAUAAUGCGCAGACCCAAUGGGGAUAAACUCUCCGAUGAUGGGAAUCAGAACAUGCCGGUUGACUUUGCUGACUUCCCUGCACAAGUGGACCUCCCCCGUGGCCGCAAUAUGGACGACGACCUCAUUCAGACAGCUCGCGGGCUCACUGACCUGGAGAUCGGCAUGUACGCCCUGCUGGGGGUCUUCUGUCUUGCCAUCCUCGUCUUUCUCAUCAACUGCAUCUCCUAUACCCUGAAAUACCGCCACAAGGAGCUCUCGAUCGAGGGCCAGGAAAACCUGAACCACGCCCACGAUUGGGUGUGGUUGGGGAACGAGGCAGAGCUGCUGGAGAGCCAAAUUAGCCUGUCGCCGCAGCAGGAGGAACAUACCUCCAUGAUGGAUUCGAGCAGCGGGCUCGAGGAAGGCAGCCACUUGCUGAACGGAGGCUCUGCCCAGAAGAACGUGCAGGGCCAAGUGCACCGGGCGGCAGACACAGGGUGCAUAGCCAAGGACAGCAAAGGAGACUCCCCCACCACCAAGAGGAAGCGGGUCAAGUUUACCACGUUCACCACCAUCCCCUCGGACAGUAGCUACCCCACUGUUAACACACUGACAGGAAGCCACAGCCAGGACAUUAAGUGGGUGUGCCAAGACGUGGAGCUGGGAGACUCCAAGGAGCUGCGCAAUUACAUGGAAAGGUUAAAUGACAGUGCUUUAAAAGAGGUGGCAUAAUGUACUGUGUGCCCUUGUAACAAACUCACCCUUAUGCCUUUCAGAGGAAAGUGGGUCUGAACAGAAAACCGGACCUGGAAAUUGACUUAAGAAUCACCCCAAACUGCCAAAGGGUCAUUAAAUGAAAGAGGAUUGUUAUGAUUCCACAAGUGACUGAUGAUGAAUCACUCAUGAAAGAAAUGUCAAUAACUGAGGACGUCAGGUGGUUCUUUUUUUUUCAUUUGUUAAUCAGAUGAUUAGCUUUUUAUCAUAAUUUUAUUACUGCAGAGUUUAGAUAGAAUGAACCCGGGACUGAUCUGCAGCGACUAUGUGUAACGUGUAGAUUUUAAAACGAACAGUAACACAACUAGAUAGAUGUUCCGAAUGUGAGUGUACAUUAAAUGGUUUUGGGAAGUUUUGUAACAUUUUGGAUAUUAAUUUCUUACGCCAGAUCCUUAUUCUGUGGAAGAGUUCUGGAAAGGCCAAAGUAGCAACGGGCAAUGUUUGCAUGUCGAUGAAAAAAAAAAAAAAGGCACAACUCAACGGUUGAUUCUCAUCCUCCUUAACAUGGCAGAAGACCUGUUAUGUAUAUACCGAACAGUCUCCAAAGCAUUGUAUUGUUGCUCUGUACAUUGUAUUUUCAUAACAUUUAAGAAAUACACAACAAUGUCAAG
This is a messenger RNA of Sander lucioperca (pikeperch), 4794 nucleotides long. Its product is annotated as transmembrane protein 132C. The record is from RefSeq and is a predicted model, not a curated record. The transcript has 9 exons. Bases 869 to 4141 code for a protein of 1090 amino acids. Lineage: Eukaryota; Metazoa; Chordata; Actinopteri; Perciformes; Percidae.